Messenger RNA from Fundulus heteroclitus (mummichog), 3648 nucleotides. RefSeq names its product protein O-linked mannose N-acetylglucosaminyltransferase 1 (beta 1,2-) (gene pomgnt1). Lineage: Eukaryota; Metazoa; Chordata; Actinopteri; Cyprinodontiformes; Fundulidae. Gene Ontology annotation, biological process: protein O-linked glycosylation via N-acetylgalactosamine. The transcript has 22 exons. Gene Ontology annotation, cellular component: Golgi membrane. Gene Ontology annotation, molecular function: beta-1,3-galactosyl-O-glycosyl-glycoprotein beta-1,3-N-acetylglucosaminyltransferase activity. The coding region runs from base 197 to 2158 and encodes 653 amino acids. The record is from RefSeq and is a predicted model, not a curated record.
UGCGCAGUAGAGCCACAGGUAGCAUCAUGUCGCUGCGGGAUCCAGCGGCUCCAGCGGUUCCGUGAAGCCUUCACGGUGACUCGGACAUGAAGAAAGCAGAAGCUGCCUCUGGGAGGAACCUGUGAGCAUGUGACGGCGGCCCCUGCGUGGGUGAGUGUGGGGGCUGGUGCUGUGGAUCUGAGGAGGGCCCUCCGGGAUGGAGACCUGGACCCCGAACCCCCGGGCCAAGCCCUUCAUCCCGCGGCAGCAGCGGAGCUGGUACCUGACCUGGAAGUACCGGCUGACCCAGAGGAGGAGCCUGCGGAGGUUCUGUCAGGCCGGCGCCGUGCUCUUCCUCCUCAUCACGGUCAUCGUCAACAUCAAGCUGAUUCUGGACACCCGCAGAGUUGCUGAUGAAGACGCUGCAGCUCAGGAAUACGAAGACGUUCUUCCCAACAUGGAGACUCCUCGCCGGCCGGCCAGCGGGCGCAAAGUCCUGGACAUCGAGGUUUACUCCAGCCGCUCCAAAGUCUACGUGGCCGUGGACGGCACCACGGUUCUGGAGGACGACAUGCGUGAGCAGGGCCGAGGGAUCCAUGUGAUCGUUCUCAACCAGGCCACGGGUCACGUGAUGGCCAAGCGGAUCUUUGACACCUACUCCCCCCACGAGGACGACGCCAUGAUCCUCUUCCUCAACAUGGUGACCCGUGGCCGCAUCCUCAUCUUCACCAUCAAGGACGAGGGAACGUUCCACCUGAAGGACGCGGCGAAGGACCUGCUGAAGAGCUUUGGCAGCCAGGCGUCCCUCAACCUGAGCUGGAGGGACAUGUGGACCCUGGUGGUGAAGAAAGGAGGUCAGGUGUUCGGAGAGAAGCACUCCAAGUCUCCAGCUCUGUCCACAUGGGGCGACCCGGUUCUGCUGAAGACCGAGGUCCAGCUCACCGCCGCUGAAGAGGCCGAGUGCCACUGGGCUGACACCAAGCUCAACCGGAGGAGGAAGUUGUUCUGCAGCAAAGUGGAAGGAUACGGGAGCAUCUGCAGCUGCAAGGACCCGGCGCCCAUCGAGUUCAACCCUGAUCCUCUGCCCAACAACAACGUCUACAACGUUCCGGUGGCCGUCAUCGCCGGCAACAGACCCAACUACCUGUACCGGAUGCUGCGCUCGCUCCUCUCGGCCUACGGGGUCAACCCGCAGAUGAUCACCGUCUUCAUCGACGGGUACUACGAGGAGCCGAUGGACGUGGUGGAGCUGUUCGGGCUGAAGGGCGUUCAGCACACACCCAUCAGCAUCAAGAACGCCCGCGUGUCCCAGCACUACAAGGCGAGUCUGACGGCCACCUUUAACCUCCACCCUGAUGCCGGCUUUGCCAUCGUUCUGGAGGAGGACCUGGACAUCUCUGUGGACUUCUUCAGCUUCCUGAGUCAGACCAUCCACCUGCUGGAUCAGGACGACAGCCUGUACUGCAUCUCCGCCUGGAACGACCAGGGCUACGAGCACACCGCCGAGGACCCCGCCCUCCUCUACAGGGUGGAGAGCAUGCCCGGUCUGGGCUGGGUGCUGAAGAAGAGCAUCUACAAGGACGAGCUGGAGCCAAAAUGGCCGACCCCGGAGAAGCUCUGGGACUGGGACAUGUGGAUGAGGAUGCCGGAGCAGAGGAAAGGCAGAGAGUGCAUCAUUCCCGACGUGUCGCGCUCCUACCACUUCGGCAUCAUCGGCCUCAACAUGAAUGGAUACUUCCACGAAGUCUAUUUCAAGAAGCACAAGUUCAACACGAUUCCCAACGUGCAGCUGAGGAACGUGGAAAGCUUGAGGAAAGACGCCUACGAGGUGGAGAUCCAGAAGCUGCUGAGAGAGGCGGAGCUGCUGGACCACUCCAAGAAUCCCUGUGAGGACUCGUUUGUUCCGGACACGGAGGGGAAGACCUACAUCAUGUUCAUAAAGAUGGACUCUGAGCUGGACACGUCCACCUGGACAGAGCUGGCCAAGUGCCUGCAUGUUUGGGACCUGGAUGUUCGAGGAUAUCACCGAGGACUCUGGCGUCUCUUCAGGAAAAGGAACCACGUCCUGGUUGUAGCCGUGCCGAUCUCUCCGUACUCCGUGAAGAAGCCGGCUGCUGUCUCCCCGAUCCACUUGGAUCCCCCGCCCAAAGAGGAGGGGGCGCCGGUGGAGCAGCUGUAGAGCCGAGGACCCGCCUGAUCCGUCACGCGUCGGGCCGUCGGUCCGCAGACCAGAACUCCUGCAGUGAUGGAGGAUUCCUGCUGGGAAACCGGGUCUCCAGAACCUGGGAUCUCACAGCAGAGUCCGUUUGGUGGCCGGAGACCGACCAGUGACUCUGAACCAGCCUGGACCGGGCCGUUACGGAGCAGAACCCACACAGGGUCCCUGUUACUUAUUUAUUAAACCCGUCUGAGGUUUUUUACGUUUGUUUUUACCUUUUAACACAAUUAACUUUUCAUGGUCGGAACAUUUUUAGUCUUAAAAUUUCAAACGUCGAGACGAUGCAAUUCAGAGGUACUGAGUUCUACCCGCCGGGUUUCAGCGGACCCUCCUGUGACCCGGUUCAGCAUCUAAUACUGGCUGCUGCUGGAGAACCUCUUAAAGCUCAGAUUUUAAUGAGCCUGCUGCUCACGAGGUGAUGACAUCACUUCCUGUCCUGAAACUGAAGUGAUGAGCGGCAGCAGGAAACUUUACUGGAAACACUAAUAAACUCUGAACAUUUUAGCUUUUUUAUGUGUUAAGCCUUUUAUAUUCAUCCUAAAGUCCUUAUUGGGGAGUUCUUCAUGCUGUUUGUGGAUCAGAACAACUUUUAAAGCUCAGAAACAUUUUGACUCAAACGAUGAAACAUCCGUUUAGUUUCUGCUAAACUGUCUAAUUUUCAGCAGAGCUUUAUUUUUAUUUUUCUGUUGUAAGUCAUGAAAACACCAUCAAGUUAAACAUUUUUUAGUUCUAGUUCUGCUGGUUCCCCACCAGAACCUCUGAGUGGUGCUGUUGAUGGUUCGUGGUUCAGAACAAACCGAGAGAAGUUCCUCUGGAAAUCAUCCUGUUGUUUUUUUUUUUUUUUUUUUUUCAUGUUGGGAUGUUAAAGCAAGUUUUAGGAAAUGUCUGGAGAUAAAGUCCAGAAACCAGGAGAAACUGGACCAGGCUGGACAGAACCAUCUGAACCCAGUUAAGACGCUCCUGCCCUCUGCUGGCCGUUCCAGACAUACCAGCUUCUGUAAGAGCAAAUUACACCCAGACAUGUUUAUCUCCUCUGCCUGCUCAGAUGUUUCUGGGAUUUUUAAAACCAGAUUUAUUGUAAGGAAGAAGUCCCGGAUCAGGACUGUAGACGCUUCUGUUCUGUUUAAAAGUCUGGAAGCAGACGACGUCUUCAGGAUGGGAGUUAAAUUAAUUUUACUAGCAGAAAAUGUCCAGAUUUUCUGUUUGUGAACCUGCAGCGGUUUGCUGAUCAGGAUCCGUUUUUGUAUGUUUGCAGUGAUUAUUUAGUUUAAACCCAAUUCAGGGUCAGGUCUUGGCGCUGAUCUGGAGUUCUGGGUUGUGAGUUUUUCAGUCGGCCCAGUUUUUCUGUCUUUUUAAAGUUUUUUUCUUUGUGAAUUUUAGUUUGCAGUGAUGUAACGAGCAUCUCGGACUGAAUGUUUUUCUUUGACUGAAUAAAGAUUUUUUUAACUGAG